AUGCCAGACAAGGACAUAAACCUACCGGAAUUAAUGGCACGCUGCCUGGAGGUCUUAUCAUCAAUUGCCCAGCCUGCCCCUACCCAGAUCGAAAAAGCAGGACCUCUGGCAUUUCUGUAUAUGCUUUUUAUUGCGGUGGAUGCAAACUUCAAGUUAAAGAGAAAAGAACGCAAGUUGGAUGACAUUGACUUUAUCACAGAUACAGGGAUAUUUGUGAAUCAACACGGCUAUCAAGAGCACAUUAGCAAUUACAUUGAACAGCCUGAGCACAAUGCCAUUGUACAGGCAAGCAUCCAAAAUACUCCAGACUACACGGUCAGCGGUGUUGGCCUUGUACUUUGCUCAAGACAUUUGCUGGUUUGUCAAAAUGGAGUUGGUGACUUGCAGAAAGAAGAAAGAUAUUGCAAUAUGGAUUACAUUGUUCUUUUGGCUCUUAUUGGCGUGAAGUUGUUGUGUAUAUUCAUUAGAAUGGGAGAGUUUGAGAAACAUAUGCAAAUACUGUCAAUGACCAAAAUCAGAACAGCAAUCCCCAGUUGGCACAUCAACGGACAUGUUGAAUCUUACCAAGAGAACUACAACAUUAGGUACAUGAAAGGAGUUGCACCCAGUAUUAGAGAAAUGGUGCUGGCUGCCCGAUGUGAUGCACUAAGUAACCAUUGGAAUGGGUGGAAUUUCCACAAAAUAGUUGGUUUUUGCUCUGCUUUUGCAAAAAAAUUCAAAGAGGCCAUUAAAAUGCAAAAGAAGCACAAGGCCACAUUUAUUCAAUUUUUGUCCACAUUUUCAGCCACUCCUGAGAUGCUUGAACAGUGGAAAAAGCAAGUUGAGGAGUGGAAAGCCAACCCUUCCAAGCCAAACUCUUACAAAGAAUCAACACAGACCAUCACCCUUCAAAAUACACGCCGCAACCUCCAAAACAAGGAAGCUGCUAUGGCUGCUAUUGGAAAGCUUCCUGCUCACUCAGUAAUAAUGACCAGGUUCUUAGUAACUGGCCUUGAGCUGGAAGAUCAUCAGUACAUAUACAGUUGGUUCUGA
Molecule: messenger RNA, 1032 nt
Organism: Psilocybe cubensis
Lineage: Eukaryota; Fungi; Basidiomycota; Agaricomycetes; Agaricales; Agrocybaceae
Exons: 9
Coding region: 1-1032 (343 amino acids)
Source: RefSeq, a predicted model, not a curated record